AUGUCUCAAUCAACGAUCACAGACACAUCUAGUAUUGAAGAUGUGAAAGCUUGGAUAAAGUCACUAGAGUUUAGUGAAAACGUUGUCAAUGCAUUAUUCAAACAAGAGGUAGAUGGUGAAACACUCUUCGAGCUCACUCGUGAAAGACUGAUCUCACCUCCCUACAACUUUACAUAUGGAGUCGCUUCAAAAUUGAUUCACAACAUUGACCAAUUACAACCUACUCUACAAGAACCACAAUAUGAAUUGAACCUUUUAAAGAGAUUCAGAUCAGAUUUAAUCAAAGAAAUCACAAAAGGGCUUAUUGACAACUACUGUUUCAUCUCACCGACCAAAGAAUCGUCUGUUCAACUCUAUAAUAAUAAUCUAGAGAUCAUUCCACCCGACUUGAUUCAAAGAUUCUCAGAUCAAGUCGACUUUACCAAAUCAUUUAAAUUCGUAGCCAAAGGAAUGUCUUCGUCUGUCUACUCGGUUCUAGAGACACAUGAACAACAUGACUUGUUAACAAUUGUCAAGAUAUACAAUAAUGUUGUUUACAAGGACACCGAGUUACAAGCUUUGACAAAGCUAUCGCAUUUGCCUUGUAUCCCAACAAUCAAGGCAGACGGAUUGACAUGGAUCUUGAUUCAACCUUUUGGUCAAUUGAUUCGAGAAAAUAUUCAUCCAUGGUCACACUACCAAAAACUAUUAAAAACUAUAGUAGAUGCUCACACGAUUGGUAUUGUUCACAGAGAUAUUAGACCUUCAAAUAUUGUGGUUGCCGAUGGCCACCCAUACCUCAUUGAUUGGGCAUCAUCGGUUACAAUCAACUCUACAUCCCCAUAUGAAGGAACAUUUUACACUGCAUCGUCACAAGUUCUCAUCUCGCUUUCCAACGGUUCCCAUCAUCAAUCCACCUCAAUUGAUGAUCUCGUCUCUUUUGUCAAGACAUUUCUGGUGAUUCGCUUGUGUCUUGUCGAUGAUGAGAUUCAUAGCGUGCAAAGAGACGACCCAUUGUCAUUGGACGAGUGUUGGAGAGAUCUAGAGACCACCAUCUUGGAUCCUCUCUCUUUUGAUGUAGAUUAUCUAAUUGAUAGACACCAAAAUGAAGAGAGAAUAGAAGAAGAUGAUGGUGGUGUGAGUAAUGAAGAUAGAGGUGAUAGAUUAUAG
Cavenderia fasciculata is the source of this 1149-nucleotide messenger RNA. RefSeq lists its product as uncharacterized. Bases 1 to 1149 code for a protein of 382 amino acids. Gene Ontology annotation, molecular function: protein kinase activity; ATP binding. Gene Ontology annotation, biological process: protein phosphorylation. The transcript has 4 exons. NCBI's taxonomy places the organism in Eukaryota, Evosea, Eumycetozoa, Acytosteliales, Cavenderiaceae. The record is from RefSeq and is a predicted model, not a curated record.